This is a messenger RNA of Schizophyllum commune H4-8, 2340 nucleotides long. RefSeq lists its product as uncharacterized. Gene Ontology annotation, biological process: ubiquitin-dependent endocytosis. The record is from RefSeq and is a predicted model, not a curated record. The transcript has 6 exons. Gene Ontology annotation, molecular function: ubiquitin protein ligase binding; protein-macromolecule adaptor activity. Gene Ontology annotation, cellular component: cytoplasm; cytosol; plasma membrane. NCBI's taxonomy places the organism in Eukaryota, Fungi, Basidiomycota, Agaricomycetes, Agaricales, Schizophyllaceae. The coding region runs from base 1 to 2340 and encodes 779 amino acids.
AUGCUGCGCGGGCUGCUUAUUCUCGAUCUCGUCAAGCCUACCAAGAUCAGCUCAAUAGAGCUCGAGCUCUCUGCGAAGGCGUCCACGGCCUGGCCAGAAGGCGUAGGCGCCCGACGGGUCGAGGUAUCGGAGACGCACAAGGUUUUCUCAGCGACUACAGUCUACUUUCGCGCGUCUGCUGAUGGACCGCGCCGUGGAGUCUCCGUUGGACCAGGCAUCAAUCUGAACGACGACGAUCAUGAGCGCGACUUCGAAUGGCGGCGCGGGCGCCAAACUGCCCGCACCCGAUCCCCCUCCCCCGUCCGCGAGCGCGAGGCUGAAAAUGGCGCGGAGCUGCAGCCCACGUCCUCGCGUACGAGCUCCGACUCCUCGGACUACUACUCUGCCCCGAUCACCCGCGUCGCGCGCGGGCAGAGCCUUGACGCCGCCAACUUCAGCCGCCACCCGCACUCGCACCACCAGAGCGAGAUCGCGCCACCCUAUACGCCCCCGUAUACGCCAAAGUCUACCCGCUCGGGGGAUCUCAUGAUGAGCCCCACGGCUGCGGGCUCGCUUGGGCAGCUCCCCCAAAUCCAUGAGGACCCAUCGCGACCGGCCGAGGAUCCGACGCGCACCCUGGAAGACAUGCGCGCGGCGCUAAUGGCGGAGCUGGGCCCGGAGGCUGGCGUCCCUCGAAGCACUUCUGCGUUGAUGAACUCGUCUGGUUCUGCUUUGCAUACGCCAAAUUCGGGAUUGCCGACAACCUCGUCUGGUUCGAGUCUUCACUCCCUACGCGAUCACUCGAGCUCGCGUCACAUCCCGUCGAGCGACUACAUCGACAGCCCCAUGUCCCAUAGCCGCUCUCGCACCACGACGAUCGCCACCCCACCUCUCUCACCCGAGGACCGCAGCCCCAGUCGCGAAGAACGUGGGCGCAAUGGCCGCCGGCGUUCCAGCCGCUUCAGCCUCUCUACCAUGUCGACUGCACUUCUGGACGCGGUCCGGUCCAAGUCCCGUAGCACCCGCCGCCCGUCUCCUCCGCCAGACGUAACACCCAUCAGGCGAGGGCGAGCAAUGGAACGGGGUGCAUACGACCGGGAGGAAUCAGGGUCUGCUGUCCGUUCAAAAGAGCGCUCCAGGCUUGGGAAAGUCGGCGGCCUGUUUGGGCUCGAAAAGUCUGUCGUGCACGAAGAACAGUCACCGGGUCCGGCAGGGAACGCGGAGUGGAAAGAGUUCAGGCCAGGCACGUACACGUAUCCGAUCUCGUUCACCAUUCCUGGAGAUGCGCCGCCGACUCUGCGUUGCGACUACGGGUCCGUGAUAUGGCGGUUGAAGGCGAACGUGCAUCGGCCGGGAACGUUUACGUCCAAGCUAUCCGACCAACGCGAGGUGAUGAUGAUCCAUUGUCCCAUGGAAGAGGAUACGGAAGACACCGAGAAUAUCAUCGUCGAGCGGCAGUGGGAUCAGCAGCUGCAGUACCUCAUUACCAUCUCGGGCCGCAGCUUCUACAUCGGCGGCUCGAUACCUGUCUCGGUGACCCUCAUGCCGCUCAUGAAAGUCAAGAUGUACCGGUUCGCUGUAUUUUUGGAAGAAAAAGUAGAAUACUAUCAUCAACGACGGCUCUCGCGCACAGAUCCUAUCUCCCGCGUUCUCCUUCUCUCGGUCAAACACGAUGGCGAGAAACCCAUUCCUCUAAUCCCUAUCGACUCCGACGACCCGCAAGCCUUCCUCGAAUCGCCUAUGCGCGAGCUCACCGAGCCUGAUGAGGACCUCUCAGAGUUCGCCUCCAACCUCAUGGGCCCCGGACCGUGGUCCUUCCACAAGGACGUCCCGAUGCCCAAGUCGUGCAAUGUACUCCGCUUCUCGAAUAAGAACAAGUCGAGCAAUAUUCACAUCACUCAUACCCUCAAGGUGCUCGUGCGCGUCGAGCGGGGGGACGACCUGCAUAUCGACCCGAAGACGGGUAAGCGGAAACUCUUCGAUAUCGUGGUGCAGAGCCCGGUGCAGGUGUUGUCGUGCCGUUGCAACCCUGAAUGGACUGCCUUACCACGAUACUCGGAGACCUUCCAGGGCGCUCUCGAGGAUACGAACAUGGACGAUUGCCCCUGCGCCGAGCACGAGCGCCAGCAGCACGCCCCAAAGCUCGUCCUCGAGCGCACCGCGACCAAGGCUUCCUCCGACUCGUCCCUUUCGACCGUCUCCGCCAUCGACAGCACGCCCAUCAACCCCGCGUCGAUGCCGUCGCUGCGGUCUCGCGAGAUGGAUGCGCUCAUGGAGCGCAACGUGCGCUUCGAGCGCUUGGUGUCAGGCAUGGAGACGGAGGCGGGCGAUGCGCCGCCAGCGUACGGAGAGGCUGUUUAG